GGAAAGCAGGAAUUCUCUUACCAAUUGACAACAAACAGUGAUUGUGUGUGUGAUAACAUCAUCACCAAUCACCAUGGGGUCGCACACACCCAAAACAUAACUUCCAAAUAAACUUUCCUCUUUCGAUCGAUCAUCUUUCCCGUCUCCUCAAUUUCCCCCUUUAGAUCUUCCUAAUUUCUCCCACUCACCUUUUCAAUUCCCACAUCAAUUCUAAUUCACUGUAAAAAAACCCAGAGAAUCAAAGAACAUCACUUACACCCAGAUCCGAGGACUCCAAUUUUGUAAAAAUUCAGUUUAGGGAAUUUUUCUGGGUUCAAUUAUUACUUUUUUCUGGGGUUGUUGAACAUUUUCUGGAGAAUUGUUUUGAGUCAACUACUGAAUACAAAUGCCGGAAGAAGAUCUUGUGGAUAUAAAGUUCCGGUUAUACGAUGGAUCAGAUAUUGGUCCGUUUCGUUACUCAUCUGCCUCGACUAUUGAGAUGUUGAAAGAACGAAUUGUCUCCGAGUGGCCCAAAGGAAAAACUGUUAUACCAAAGGUGGCAAAUGAGAUUAAGUUAAUAAACUUUGGUAAAAUACUAGAGAACAAUAAGACUGUUGGCCAGUGCCGGGCACCUUUUGGUGAGCUUACUGGAGGAGUCAUGGUUAUGCAUGUUGUUGUACAGCCAUCUCAAGCAAAGACUAAAGCAGAGAAGAAGAUUGAAGAGUCGAAGAAAUUUGUUUGCUCAUGCUGCAUUAUGUAGGAAAGAAAGCGUGCAGACUCAUCAAGUAGAUGGAUAAUUGUGCAUCAAGAAUGGGAGGCAGGAGGUUGCUGGAGCUUAUAUUAAAGCAAGUUAUAUCAUUCUGUAUCCUCACUGACAAUCUGCUAGCCUCAUGAUUUUCUUGAAAGCUUUGCCUUCUUCUUUUUUCUUUUUUUUGGUGUACCAGUAACACGAAGCUGUAUAGAGCUAUUUGCUGUAAUGGAAAACCACAAUUAACUGUGAAGAAUAUAUAGCCGUUGUGUGCG
Spinacia oleracea (spinach) is the source of this 1002-nucleotide messenger RNA. Its product is annotated as membrane-anchored ubiquitin-fold protein 3. The record is from RefSeq and is a predicted model, not a curated record. The coding region runs from base 386 to 739 and encodes 117 amino acids. Gene Ontology annotation, molecular function: protein binding. NCBI's taxonomy places the organism in Eukaryota, Viridiplantae, Streptophyta, Magnoliopsida, Caryophyllales, Amaranthaceae. The transcript is spliced from 4 exons.